Molecule: messenger RNA, 945 nt
Organism: Colletotrichum chrysophilum
Lineage: Eukaryota; Fungi; Ascomycota; Sordariomycetes; Glomerellales; Glomerellaceae
Exons: 3
Coding region: 1-945 (314 amino acids)
Biological process (GO): positive regulation of transcription from RNA polymerase II promoter by galactose
Cellular component (GO): nucleus
Molecular function (GO): RNA polymerase II cis-regulatory region sequence-specific DNA binding; DNA-binding transcription factor activity, RNA polymerase II-specific
Source: RefSeq, a predicted model, not a curated record
AUGUCUUUCUCAAUGGGCAGACCUGACACGUUAGGGGCCGACCUCUACCACAACCGACAAUUCCCAAUUAUUGGUGAAACAGAAAACGAGUACUCAUCUAGCUCAGACCUCGUGGAUCCUCCAUCUUGCGCCAUCAUCAAAUCGAUGGUGGACUACUCAAAGGUCAUCAGAAGCAUCUGCCUGGGAAUCUACUUGCCAGAAACGACGGUGCCAAGGACGGUUACGCUGGCGCAUCAGAUUGAUCAAGACUUGCAAAAGUGGGUUGAGAGUCUUCCGGAGCCGAUUCGGCCGACAGGGACGGUUCAGCCGCGCUCACUGAAGAGCGCCAAGGAGGCUCAGUGGAUGAAGAGGCAAAGACUUGUCUUGACUAUGCGCUAUCUCAACUUGAAGAUUCUCCUCUUCGGGUCGAUUCUUCUCACAUCGACAUCUGCAGAGCGUGCAUCAAUCCCGGGGUCUCACGAGGGCAUUCAGACGUGUCUUGAAUCUGCCAAGCAAACGAUUGAAAUCAUCUACCAGACGUAUCAACAUCAUGAUUUCUUCCGCACCUGGUUCUACAACACAACAUACACGGUGUUUGCGGCUUCAAUGAUUCUGGUGUAUGUCACUCAAGAGGCUGUAGAGUCGGAGCUGCAACCUCUGCUUAAACUUGUCGGCAUGGCCAUAGAAAUUCUCGAGACCAUGGACGAGUGCGUAGUGGCCCUGAGGUCGGCCAAGCUUCUGCAUAAAGCUAUUGAGAAGGCGGAGAAGAAAUUCUCCGCAUCAACACCGUCCGCGGCAAUGAUACCAGCCAUGCCACCCGCGGAUGCAAUGUUGCAGCUGAACCAUUACUGGGGCCCCUUGAACAUCCUCGACAAUGAGAUGGACUUUGGAUUUGCGAUGCAGUUUGCGGAUUUCGAGGGGACGAAUUCGCUGUUCAUGGCGUUGGAUGAUCAAAGGACCAUGUAA